Brugia malayi is the source of this 1023-nucleotide messenger RNA. RefSeq names its product SH2 domain containing protein. NCBI's taxonomy places the organism in Eukaryota, Metazoa, Nematoda, Chromadorea, Rhabditida, Onchocercidae. The coding region runs from base 1 to 1023 and encodes 340 amino acids. Gene Ontology annotation, biological process: protein phosphorylation. The transcript is spliced from 8 exons. Gene Ontology annotation, molecular function: protein tyrosine kinase activity; ATP binding. The record is from RefSeq and is a predicted model, not a curated record.
AUGUUUGUUAAAAUUUCCGGUCAAAUCAUCCUCGCUUUAUCAGUAAAAUGGAACAAACAAAUAUUGCAUUUUGUGGUCAAUCAGGACGAGACGGGCUACUAUUACUUCGAGACCCAUAAAGAGAAAACAAUGCACGAUUUAAUUAACUGGCACAAAACAACAGGAACUCCAAUAUCUGCGGGUAGUCAUGCAAAGCUUGUUAAUGGAGUUGGCCGACAACCAUGGCUUUUGGAACAUGACGAGAUUCAACUGCAAAGGAAGUUAGGUGAAGGAGCCUUUGGCGAGGUAUAUCUAGCGCAAUAUGUACAAAUGAACAAAAUAACUGAUGUGGCAGUAAAAACGAUGCGAGAAGAGGCCUCUCGGCAGGCACGACUUAAAUUUAUGAAGGAAGCUCGAAUAAUGCGUAAAUUCUCGCAUCCCAAUGUAGUAAAAAUUAUGGGUAUUGUGGUAUAUGAAAAUCCAUUAAUGAUUGUCAUGGAGCUAUGUCCCGAAGGUUCAAUGCUCAGUUACCUUAGGAAAAAUGUACCUGUCAACUCAGAUCUAAAACUACGUUUUGUUACAGAAGCUAGUGCCGGCCUUGCAUAUUUAGAAUCAAAACACUGCAUCCACAGAGAUAUAGCGGCAAGAAAUUGCUUGUUAUCAGAACAACUGGAAGUAAAAAUAAGUGACUUUGGUAUGUCUGAUGAACGAAGAAUUAUCCAUGACGAAACGUUAGAAAAAGUUCCAAUGAAAUGGCUUGCCCCAGAGACCAUGCAACAACGUAUAUUCUCGUCCAAAACUGAUGUCUGGUCCUUUGGUGUGUUGGUUUGGGAAGUGUACGCGGACGGCAAGGAACCAUAUCCAGGCUUAUCAAACAUUCAGACACGAGCCAAAAUUGUUGUUCAGAACUAUCGAAUGGAAAUGCCGAAAACAGCGCCAUUGGCUAUAUCAAAGCUUGUUUACCGAUGCUGGAAAACGGAACCUAGCGAAAGACCAUCAUUCGCUGAAAUUUACAACAAGCUAAAGGUGUUAAACAAAAAGUAA